AUGGCUGCCCCCGUGGAGUGGAGCCCCGGUGGCCCGGCGGCCCGGGCGCUGAGGCGGGCGCUGGCGCUCGCCUCGCUGGCCUCGCUGGCUUCGCUGGCCGGGCUGUUGCUGAGCGGCCCGGCGGGCGCCCUCCCCGCACCAGGGCCCGGCGGGCGGCGCCAAAGCCUCGACCCGCCCGUCUCCCGAGUCCGCUCGCUGCUGCUGGACGCCGGGUCGGGUCAGCUGCGCCUGGUGGACGGCCUCCAUCCCGACGCGGUAGCCUGGGCCAACCUCACCAACGCCAUCCGCGACACCGGGUGGGCCUAUCUGGACCUGGGCACAAAUGGAAUCUACAAUGACAGCCUUCAGGCCUAUGCAGCUGGUGUGGUGGAGGCCUCUGUGUCCGAGGAGCUCAUCUACAUGCACUGGAUGAACUCCAUGGUCAAUUACUGCGGGCCCUUCGAGUAUGAAGUCAGCUACUGUGAGAAGCUCAAGAGCUUCCUGGAGGUCAACCUGGAGUGGAUGCAGAGGGAGAUGGAGCUUAACCAGGACUCUCCGUACUGGCACCAGGUGCGGCUGACCCUCCUGCAGCUGAAAGGCCUGGAGGACAGCUACGAAGGCCAUUUGACCUUCCCAACUGGGAAGUUCACCAUCAAACCCUUGGGGUUCCUCCUGCUGCAGAUCGCCGGAGACCUGGAAGACCUAGAGUCGGCCCUGAAUAAGACCAACACCAAGGCUUCCCUGGGCUCCGGGUCCUGCUCCGCUCUCAUCAAGCUGCUGCCAGGUGGGCGUGACCUCCUGGUGGCACACAACACGUGGAACUCCUACCAGAACAUGCUUCGCAUCAUCAAGAAGUACCACCUGCAGUUCCGGGAGGGACCGAGAGAGGAGCACCCCUUGAUUGCUGGCAACAACCUGGUCUUUUCAUCUUACCCGGGCACCAUCUUCUCCGGUGAUGACUUCUACAUCCUGGGCAGUGGGCUGGUCACCCUGGAGACCACCAUCGGCAACAAGAACCCCGCCCUGUGGAAGUAUGUGCAGCCCCAGGGCUGCGUGCUGGAGUGGAUCCGGAACGUCGUGGCCAACCGCCUGGCCGUAGAUGGGGCCACCUGGGCAGAGGUCUUCAAGCGAUUCAACAGUGGCACGUAUAAUAACCAGUGGAUGAUCGUGGACUACAAGGCGUUCAUCCCGAAGGAGCGCAGUGCUGGAAGCCGGGUGCUUACCAUCCUAGAACAGAUCCCGGGCAUGGUGGUGGUGGCCGACAAGACCGCAGAGCUCUACAAGACGACCUACUGGGCUAGCUACAACAUCCCGUUCUUUGAGACUGUAUUCAACGCUAGUGGGCUGCAGGCCUUGGUGGCCCAGUAUGGAGACUGGUUCUCCUACGCUAAGAAUCCUCGAGCCCAGAUCUUCCGGAGGGACCAGUCAUUGGUGCAGGACUUGGACUCCAUGGUCCAUCUCAUGAGAUACAAUGACUUCCUUCAUGACCCUCUGUCACUGUGUGAAGCCUGCACCCCGAAGCCCAAUGCGGAGAACGCCAUCUCUGCCCGCUCUGACCUUAACCCCGCCAAUGGCUCCUACCCAUUUCAGGCCCUGCACCAGCGUGCCCAUGGUGGCAUUGAUGUGAAGGUGACCAGCUCUUCACUGGCCAAGUUCAUGAGCAUGCUGGCAGCCAGUGGCCCCACGUGGGACCAGCUACCCCCGUUCCAGUGGAGUAAAUCGCCGUUCCACAACACGCUGCACAUGGGCCAGCCCGAUCUCUGGACAUUCUCACCCAUCAAGGUCCCGUGGGACUGAGGAUCUGCUCCACUCAGUUGCCUUCAUUCUGUGUGGCCAGUAGGGUCACACACGUGCCGCCCACCCUCUGGGGCUCUGUCCUCACUGCACUCUGGUCUGGGUGGUCUCCUCUGCAGGGACACAAACCCAGAGGCUCAGAGCUGGCUCUCCGUCCCCUAACCUUUUGCCUCUUCGUCGCUCUCUUCUCGGCCCCUGUCCCCGGUAGGCUGGGGCUUAUGCGUGGCUGUGGGCCAGGUGGGAUCCUGGGCACCGUUCUCCUAGUGCUGGUCCCUCAGUGUGUCUGGGGGACGCUGACGGGGCUCAUCAUUGCUGUCACUAAUAGCCUGCGGGCCGUCACCUCAGGGAGCAGCCCGUGUCCCCUUCUCUGGGCAGCUUUCCUGAGGAUAGAAGCUUGAAAACAAAAACCAAAGUUUCCGGCUGCUUGUA
Messenger RNA from Peromyscus leucopus (white-footed mouse), 2202 nucleotides. It is a transcript of the gene Plbd2, whose product is annotated as phospholipase B domain containing 2. Gene Ontology annotation, biological process: phospholipid catabolic process. The record is from RefSeq and is a predicted model, not a curated record. Gene Ontology annotation, molecular function: glycerophospholipase activity. The transcript has 12 exons. NCBI's taxonomy places the organism in Eukaryota, Metazoa, Chordata, Mammalia, Rodentia, Cricetidae. The coding region runs from base 1 to 1776 and encodes 591 amino acids. Gene Ontology annotation, cellular component: extracellular region.